CGACGGCGACAGCGAGUAACGCGGGCUGCUAUGUUGCUGCUGUCGCUAGUGCGCCGUGAGUCAGUUGCAGUGAGGAAUCGCGCAAAUAUAAUUGUAUUGUUUAGCCGAAAGCCAAAGUGCACUCGGAGCAACGUGGACGUGCCUUCGGAGAUGUAAAGAGACGCUGCUCGCGAGCUGCCCAGUAGCUCGCAGCAGUGCAGCCGCUCGGAUUCCCCUAAUUGCUGCUGCUGCUGUUGUUGUUUUCACGGUAAACAUGGCCAAGAGCGUGCUCGGUUCCGAUACCAUGCCCAAGGCGGGCAGAGUUAACGAAGUUUGCAGGGAGUGGUUGGUUCACGAGGACGGAGCACUGGCCUACCGGCUGCAAGACGAAGAAAUUAAAGAGCACUACUCGCACAACAAGGUGCGGAACGCACAGGUGAGGGAGGAUCUGCCGAAAGCUCGAGUCGAGCAGGAAAUGGAGAUGCUGAGAUAUCAAGCUUACGUGCAGGAACAGGAAGAGAGGGACGAGUUAAUUGCCAGACAAGUAGCGCUUUCGCUGGAAAGGGAGGAGCGCACGAAGGAGCGAGAAUUGCGCGAGCAAAUGAGGUUGCAGCUGAGACUCGACGACGAGAUCGCCAGACUGGAGGCCGAGGCUGAAAUACAGCGACGACUACAGGAGGAAAAGGAUCAGGAAUUGGCGCGAAAGAUUCAAGAGGAGGAGGAGGGCGCGAUGGGGGUGGACGUGCAGGACGCCGGGGCGGUGCUGCUGGACGAGCAACUGCUGCUGGACCACAAGAUCGCGAUGGAGGCGCAAGACGCCGAGCUGGCGCGGAUGCUGCAGGACAAGGAGCGCGCCAAGGCCAAGAGGGCGCGCGAACGAGCCAGGCAGAAGAAACUCGAGCGCCAGGCUCAGCAGCAGCAGCAGCAGCAGCAGCAGCAGCAGCAGCAGCAGCAGCAGCACCUCGAGGAGGAGCGCCUGUCGGCGAACGGCAGCCUCGAGAGGCCACGGCGACCCGACAAGCUGGAUCUCAAGUCCAGCCUACCGAAACCGAGGCAGGGACGCCACAGUCGGCAGCCGUCGGACCCCGAAGAGAUUCGCAGCUACUCCGGGGAAUUGGACGAGGAGACGCAGCCGCGCAACGUCGCUGCGAUGAUCGAUCCCACGUACAACGCCAACGCCUACACCAGCUCAAGUUCUAGCAGUCAGAUAAGUCCCGGCUACGCCCUAACGACGCCACCUUCCACUUUGUCCCACGGCGAGCACGUCGUACUCGACGACACCAACUCCUGCUACAUGCCUGUCCCGGGAACGCGACGUAAUCAUUCCAAUCCACAGCAUUCACCCUCGCAAAUCCACGAAGAAAAGCAGAAACGACGCGUUAAAGACAGCUGUAAGCAACAGUAGGCACUCGUUACGUUAUUAACAAUGAGACUAUGUGAAAAUGAAUUACGAAUUUUACACGUUUUUCUAUUCGUUUGUAAUCUGGUGGAAAUAUUUUUGUCCCACGAAAAAAAUUAAAUGUAAUUAUAAAAUUAUGAUAUAUUUUUACAUAACGAAACGGUGUACAAUAUUAUUAAUUAAACUUAAUGAUGUUUCCACGAGCGAUAUGUGUCAGGGGAGUCGUGAACAGAAAUGAGUUUUAUAGCAACAUAAUAUUGAAUAAAAUUGCUACUCUACUUUUAUAUUUUAAAGUAAUUUAACGAAUCAACGUUAUGAUAACAUUUUAGAUAGAUUUUGUAACAAAUUCUGGAAGACCUUUUUACAAACUAACUUUCCAUGUACAUUCCUAUGUCAGUAUAUAUAUAUAUUAAUACAAAAGUAUUUCCACCAUAUUUCAUAGUAUACAUAACGCUUAUGAGGCCUUUUUCACCUUGGAAUAAAUUGCUGAUAAUGAAAUUCAAUUGUGCCUUUGAGAUAUGGGCAUCAAUUUUUACCCGAGUGCCUCGACUAUCGAGCUAAACUAAAUGAAAUAGGAAGUGCAUUUAUUAUACGAUUAGCAAACUGGUUUUACUUGAUAAGCUUUCAAAGUAGCAUCUUAAGGCAAUACUUUUUCAUCAUCAAUCAAAAUUCAAUCAUUAUAUUAACAUUGUAUACAAUACUUUUAUGAAUCGUAUACCUUACACUCGUAGUGAGAUUUUACACUAUAUUUGGUCAACUCGACUUUUAUUCGAACCAAUUGUUGCCAAAGAUCUGAGAUCUUGCAGAAAUUAAUCAUUAAUAAGUUUUAUUAUUAAAAAAUAUAAACGUUUGAACUGCGUUUUUACCUCCAAAAGAUCUAAUCAUAUAUGGAUAAAAAAAAAAUAAAAGUAUUAGUAUUAUCAGUAUACUUGCUUCGCAUAUCGAGCAAUAGAGAAUUAUGUUUAUAAUUAUGAGAAAUAUUUGUGCAGUAAUUAGUAAUCUAUUACUGCGAAAAAUUGUGCGUUUACAUGAUUUAUUAUAGUACGACGUGGGAUUUCGGAGACUUAUUUACAAGUGAAUAAAUUUAUAUUAUC
Molecule: messenger RNA, 2472 nt
Organism: Phymastichus coffea
Lineage: Eukaryota; Metazoa; Arthropoda; Insecta; Hymenoptera; Eulophidae
Product: coiled-coil domain-containing protein 50-like
Exons: 8
Coding region: 254-1384 (376 amino acids)
Source: RefSeq, a predicted model, not a curated record